AUGAGCGAGGCCCGGGACCCUGACCACGCACUGCCGGCCCCUUACCUGUUGUACAAGGGACAGUCAUGUGAUAAUGAGAACCGGCCCCUUGACGAGCUCUGGAACGAGAGGUUCCGUGAAGAGUUCAACAAAUGGGUUCACCUCCAGUCCGAGCCCGAGAAGACAGAAUGGGUUUACCAGGCCACUCAUUUGAAGACUGCCACCUCAACGAACAAAGUGUACAACCAUCCUCUCGGAAAAGCAGGGACAAAAAAACAGUCUCGCCCCAUGAGCUUGGCGUGCAUCUGCGCCGCCCUUUGCAACACACGAUGGUCUGAAGAGAGCAUCAAGAAUGGUAGCAAGGGAAACGGGUGGGCAGCCAGAGCCGCUGCCGCAUACCCCAAUGCCAACAUCUGGCGGGGACGCCCCAGCGAAGAGCAAGAUGAUGCCGCCAUUACUAGCCAACCUGACAACAACGAUGACGCUGAAGAGCCGAUGGUAACUGAGCGCCCGACUCAGACAGCCGGAGGCAACGCCCGCUACGAGAGGCAGUCAAAGACUAAGCGUCGCAAAGCUCAGGCCAGGACCAUCAAACAGCACCUUCGCGCCCUCAUGGGGAAGAAGACAAAGAAGGUUGGGGUUGCCAAAAGACAAUCCAAGAUCGCGGCCAAGAGCCCCCGCUCGGACGGGGAAAUCAAGAAACUCAAACAGGCAGUCCGACGCAGCAACCGCACGAUCCAGCAGGACGAAGAAACUAUUCGGUUGUUGAAGAGUGAACUCCACGAGGAGAAGGAGUAUGACAAGGGAUACGAUGGGCGGUGUCGAUCCACGACAUUGAGCCCCAGCCGAUCGGCAACAUUGAGCCCAGGUCCAGCGUCAUCACCGACUCUGUCUACGGGACCAGGUACCUUGGUGGACAACCUGGCUUGCUAG
Messenger RNA from Fusarium tjaetaba, 912 nucleotides. RefSeq lists its product as uncharacterized. Lineage: Eukaryota; Fungi; Ascomycota; Sordariomycetes; Hypocreales; Nectriaceae. The transcript is spliced from 3 exons. Bases 1 to 912 code for a protein of 303 amino acids. The record is from RefSeq and is a predicted model, not a curated record.